Messenger RNA from Micropterus dolomieu (smallmouth bass), 549 nucleotides. It is a transcript of the gene coq9, whose product is annotated as coenzyme Q9 homolog (S. cerevisiae). The transcript is spliced from 6 exons. Gene Ontology annotation, molecular function: lipid binding. Lineage: Eukaryota; Metazoa; Chordata; Actinopteri; Centrarchiformes; Centrarchidae. The coding region runs from base 1 to 549 and encodes 182 amino acids. The record is from RefSeq and is a predicted model, not a curated record. Gene Ontology annotation, cellular component: mitochondrial inner membrane. Gene Ontology annotation, biological process: ubiquinone biosynthetic process.
AUGUUCAAUAACGGAGCUGGAGAUUUGGUCCUACACUUCAUCGCACAGUGCAACUCACAGCUGACAGAGAUCCUGGCUGAACAACACAACCAGGUCCAGCUGGGCCAGGCAGAACCAAAGAAGACUGCUGAAUUUCUAAGAGAUGCUGUAGAGACCAGACUGAGGAUGUACAUCCCGUACAUUGAAUCAUGGCCACAGGCUAUGAGCAUCCUGCUCCUUCCUCACAACAUCCCAGACAGCCUGAAGCACCUUUCCACCCUGGUGGAUGACAUCUGGUACUAUGCCGGAGACCGAUCCACAGACAUGAACUGGUACACCAAACGGGCAGCGCUGACAGGCAUCUACAACACGACAGAGCUGGUGAUGGUCCAGGAUUCCUCUCCAGAUUUCCAAGACACCUGGAACUUCCUUGACAACCGGAUUCAGGAUGUAGUCAACAUGGCCACCACAGCCAAACAGGUACAGUCGACUGGUGAAGCAGUGGUGCAGGGAAUCAUGGGAGCUGCUUUCACACUGAAGAACCUCACGGGAUUGAACCAGAAACGAUGA